Alternaria arborescens is the source of this 1521-nucleotide messenger RNA. Its product is annotated as putative DNA primase large subunit. The record is from RefSeq and is a predicted model, not a curated record. Gene Ontology annotation, cellular component: alpha DNA polymerase:primase complex. The transcript has 3 exons. Lineage: Eukaryota; Fungi; Ascomycota; Dothideomycetes; Pleosporales; Pleosporaceae. The coding region runs from base 1 to 1521 and encodes 506 amino acids. Gene Ontology annotation, biological process: DNA replication, synthesis of primer.
AUGAUCCGCCACGACUACUCCCGCGUAGACCCUAAGCGCCGCGCGCAGGUCGACCCCAAGAGACGCCAAUUCGCCAAAGCGGACUUUGAACAGCAGAAAUAUGAACACAGGCUCAACUUCUACGUCUUACCACCCACGGCAGAAAUCACCUUGGACGAGUUUGAGACCUGGGCCAUUGACAGAUUGAAGGUCCUCUCCGAACUAGAAGCCUGCAGUUUCCGAAACAAGAGCCCAGAGGAGACGGCCGAAUACAUGAAGAGCAUAUUGGAAAAGUACCUCCCGCUGCGAUCAGAUUCAUCGCGAAGUCAGAAACUACAGGAGGAGAGGCGGAGAGACCACUAUUCACACUUCAUCCUGCGCCUAGCUUUUUCCUCGACCGAGGACUUGCGACGGCGGUUUUCGAGAUUGGAGACUAUGCUGUUCACACUACGGUUCAAGGAUGACGAUUUACGAGAGAGGCAGGAGUUUGUAAGGAGCCUGAAUCUGGAGUGGGAAGAGGUCAGGGAAGACGAGAAGAGGGAGCUGAGAGAGGAUUUGCAUGCUGCGAGUGGCAUCAAGAAGGGCGAGGACCAGGAAUGGUUCAAGGUGGACUGGGAGCGCGUCCCCGAACUCGUGUCGCAAAGAAAGGUCUUGCUGAAACGAGGAAUGGCAUAUGUCCCGCAGCGAGAACAGAUGAGUCUAGUAGUCGCCGAGUUCACCAAGAAGCUCGAUGAAGCACUUGAGCUAACAGCACGCGCCCUCCCUCGCCUCGACGAAGACGAUCGCCUUGCUCCCAUACUCGCCCACCUCUCUCAAUCCUUCACCGCCCCCGACGCCGCAUACACCACCGCCGACGCCAACAUCUCAGGCCUCAGCACCAUAACCGCUACUUCCAUCGACACCCUAUCCCAAAACUUCCCCCUGUGCAUGCGCAACUUACACAUGACACUGCGCGACCAAUCGCACCUGAAGCACUUUGGCCGGCUCCAAUACACCCUGUUCCUCAAAGGCAUCGGCCUGAGUCUAGAUGAAUGUCUCGUCUUCUGGCGGCGCUCCUUCAAACUGAUGACAGACGAGAAGUUUCAAAAAGAAUACAAAUACAACAUCCGACAUUCCUACGGCGACGUGGGCGGCGACGCAAACAGGCGCGGACGCGGCUACACCCCUUACUCGUGUCAAAAACUCCUCACGGAGCCGCUACCCGGUCCGGGACAGUCUCACGGAUGUCCUUACCGCACCUUCACGCCGGACAACUUGCUCUCGAUGCUUCAGCGCGUUGGUGUAAAUGACCGUGAUGUGCUCAAAGUGGUCAAGGAGGACGUGGGCAAGCAGCGGUACCAUGUUGCGUGCAAUCGCGUAUGUGAAUGGAGUCACAAAAAGGAGAUUAACAAGGUGAAGCAGGAUGGGAGCUGGAGUGGGAGUGAUUUGGAUACUAUUGUGCAUCCGAAUACGUAUUUCAAGAGGAGUUGGCUGUUGAAGCAUUUGGGGGAUGGGAAUGCGGGGGUUGUUGGUGGGGCUGGCGGAGAGAAGAUGGAGGAGUAG